Molecule: messenger RNA, 1707 nt
Organism: Acyrthosiphon pisum (pea aphid)
Lineage: Eukaryota; Metazoa; Arthropoda; Insecta; Hemiptera; Aphididae
Exons: 5
Coding region: 951-1700 (249 amino acids)
Source: RefSeq, a predicted model, not a curated record
CUACUUAUUCAGUGCCUACAUUUUAUUCUCUAAUUUAUGGUGGUUUUACUGGUUUUGCUAUAUUAGUAAAUUAUUUGGUUUAUUUUCAACUUAUGAUUUUACAGGACCCUCUCUUAUUACUAAACUGUAGCGACGCUCAAUGAUGUACUUACCUAUCGUUGAUGGCUUUGAUAACCGCAGCUUAUUUUGAAAUUUGGUUUUCUAGGACUCUAUCCCCGGUAACCAUAGGUGCAAAUUGACAAAUUAUUUCGGGGGGGACUAAAGCCCCUCCUAUAAUAUUAAAAAUUAUAUAUGCUCAGUAGUAGUCAGUACUAAUUACUGACUUUUGAACUGGGGGGACUUGGCAGAAAUGUGGGGGACUAAGUGCACCCAAGCCACCACCUAUUUGCGCCAAUACCAGUAACUAUUAUAAAUCCUAGUUAGGCCCAUGAAUGUAAUGCAGAUACUGUUCACAGUUAACUUUUACCUGACAUUUAACCAAAUCUGUAUAGUGUAUAGUGAAAUAAAUUCUAUAAAUGUAUAAUACAAUCGUAUUUUGACAUUCCUGUAUGCGUAUACACGAUUGGACGUGACAUGUGAAUUAUACUAUUAUAUCAGUAUAAUAUAGUAUUGACUAUUGGCUAUUGUAGUGUAUAAUAUGACAAUAGUCAAUAUGUAUACUGUAAAACUCGUCUACCACAGAUUAAAAUAAUGAAACAUUUAAUUAUAAUGUAUAAUUUAAUCAUUGUUUCAUUUAAUCUGUGCUCAUACGGCGUAUUGUGUAUAGUUAUACAAUAACUUACAAUAUAUUAAUAUAUCACGAUGUCAUGCGGUCAUCAUCAUAAUUGUUUGGCAAAAUAAAUACGGGAAUAUACUAGGUAGCUAAUAGCUAUACAUUUUACAUCAAUGUUGUAGUUGAUGCACAUCAUAUAAUUUUCUGGAAACUUUUAUCAAAAUUGUGAAACACUAAGAUGACAUGUGAUGCAUGUCAAUACAACACAGAAAAUUCAGAAAGUUUUAAAUUUGUAAACAAAUACGGCAUACACUUUAUGUGGUACCCUGCUACAUUUUCACAAUCAAGACUAGGAAAUAAAAAUUCAAAAGGGAGUAAUGCGUGUACUCUUAUUGCUCUACUCAUGGCUACAAACAUAAAUACAUCAAAAAUCCGAGUAAAUUGUUUGUUCAUACCACCGGCCAAAGACAGCCUCACUGAAUUGUUUUCAGAUGCAAUACUAAAUGGUAAUGUAAUCCACCAAAAUUUGUUCAAAAACAGCUGUUCAUCUCAGAACACAAACCUAACCGUGCCAGAAGCAAUGAAAGCAGGAGAAUCAUCACUGGGCACCAUGACUGAAUGGAAAAGUUCAGUUUAUUUUAACAAUAUGAUAAUCAACUUGUAUGCAGAGAUGAACCGCUAUGUAAUAGAAUGGUACACAAACCCCCCGUGUUGUCAACCAAACAAUCUUUACAUAGUUCUUAUUGCUCACAACAAAGCAAUUUUAAUAGUAAUACAAUUAGAUAUGAACUCAGUAUUACUUAUUGAUUCUCAUCAACAUUCAUCACAUGGGGCUUUGAUUUGUCAAUGUCGAAUAUCAAAAUUGGAAAACCUUUGUUCGUGGUAUGCAAAAAUGUUGUGCAAUUCAGCCGGGUCGAAUCCAGAUGCAUACGAACUUAGUUUUUUAUAUUACAAGUGUGAAAAACAAAACAAUAAAAACACUAUUUGAUUUUAAA